Molecule: messenger RNA, 682 nt
Organism: Zea mays
Lineage: Eukaryota; Viridiplantae; Streptophyta; Magnoliopsida; Poales; Poaceae
Exons: 4
Coding region: 54-272 (72 amino acids)
Biological process (GO): protein K11-linked ubiquitination
Cellular component (GO): anaphase-promoting complex
Source: RefSeq, marked validated
AUUCGAGACUCGAGAGCAUAGCCGUGCACUGGGAAGAGGAGGUCUAGGAGCAGAUGAGCGGGCUGGAGCUGGAGCUGGGCCUGAGCCUAGGCGUCCUCAUCGACGUCGUCGACGAGCAGUGGAUGCGCGACACCCUCCCCGCCGAUGACAUCCCCGUGCCGCCGGCCAUGGCAGUCAAAACUGAGGACGCCGAGGAUCCAGCGCCCGCCAAUCAGGAAAGCCAACCAGCACAAGGGGAUGUAUGGCGUGAUUUUGCCUUGGAAAAUCUCUGAUUCUUUAUGCUCUACAUUCUACAAGUGCCUCUAGAGAUGGAGAUUCUAUGCUAAGGGUUUAGGAGCUGCAUGGUGGAUGGUACAUUGUGCUUUCUGCGCCGUGCUUCCUGAAAGUCUAUCUGAAGUUAGUUUAAAAUAUGGUUUAUGCAAGUGUUCCAGAUAUUUCCCAAGGUGGAUUCGAGGCUUGUGCUGAACUUGUGCUAGCCUAGCCUGUUAUAAGAUCUAUGGUAACGAUGACUGCAAUUUAUCUAUGCAAGUGAUCCAGACUGUUGGCACAUGCUGGCACGCCUUGUGAUAACCUACUGCUGAAUGUCUCCCAUAACCUUUUGAUUCUCGUGCUCGAUCGCAAGUGUUUCUCGACCUAGCGUGAAGAGAAUGUUUCGGUACUUGAAUUCUAGCCUGUGGCUGCU